AGGAUAGGCACAAUAUUUUUCUUGAUGGGAAGUCACCUGUACUUGCGGCGAACUAUACAGGAAAGAUUAUUGGCAAACAAAAAAAAUAAUAAGACUUGAUAUUCCCACUAAUAAAUACAGCUCUGACGCAGGUUGAUCCACACAACCUCAUCCCUUCCUCAUCCUGUCACACCAACUAUACUCACUGCCAUUUUCUCAAUCUCCUGUGCAUGUGUAUUAAAGUGAAAGUGUCUUAUUAUUAAGUGGCAACAAAAAAAGAGAGAGAAAAAAGGGGCUCCUGUGGCAUAUCAACUCAAAGUCAACUGAGCAAUAUGGGGAUGAGUCGCAUACUGCUAUUGGAGGUCCUCUUCUGUGCUGUUAUCCUCCAAGCAUAUCUGGGAGAUGCUGUGAGACAGAAGAGGGAAGAUGAUGAUGAGACAGUGUAUGGCACUCUACCUGCCACUACCACUGAGGACCCUGCCAAACCCUGGGGAGCCAAAGGCGGCAAGGACGCCCGUGAAUUGGACCCCAAGCCCAUCAUCCACAUGAACAAGAAGCAAAAGGACACAUUUGUCAAAAAGUUGAAAAAGGCCAAUCCCCAGCUCAAGAAACGCUUGCUCAAGUUCAUGUACAAGCAGCGCGAGGAUGAUAUUGCUGAGUUGAAGGAGAAACUUGGGCCAGAUGGGGAAUGGCCCACCAAGGCACCGCGGAGUCCAGCUGAAGGGGACCAGGAUGAUGCAAAGAAGCAUGAUGAUGCUGCAAAACGACGGGAGGAAGUGUUGCGGAAGAAGGAGGAAGAGAAGAAGAAGAAGAUUGAGAAGAACAAGGAGAGCAACAAGAAUGAAGAGUAAUAAUAAUGGGAUGAGGAAGACUACAGGAUCAAUACCACGUUUUUUCUGUUUCAGAAAUGAAACUGAUGUACCAUAUCCCUUGUUAAUGUCAUACUCCUCCUUGUUAUAAUACUCUACACUCCCUCAAUUACAGCUGCUGAUGGUGUACAUGCUUUUGUGCAUUCUCUCUUUCUCUCUGUCAAAUAAAUUGCUCUAUAGUUUCUCAACUAAA
This is a messenger RNA of Notodromas monacha, 1041 nucleotides long. The record is from the annotation of a GenBank genome assembly. NCBI's taxonomy places the organism in Eukaryota, Metazoa, Arthropoda, Ostracoda, Podocopida, Cyprididae.